ACAGGAUAUUUCAUUUCAUAGAGGACAAAAGCUUCGGUGCACACUGUUGGGAGAACUACAUUGACAAGUUUAACGAAUCUGUGGGAGCGGGAAUAACAAAUCCUAUUCUGAUGCUGAAGUUCUGUCGUGCAAAAGAAUUCCUUAAAGAAAUUCAAAUAACGACAUCCUUCCACGUGACUCAACUUAUACUAGACAAUGAAUCGGAAGAGGCAAAGGAAUUCCUCAAGACAUUUAAGACUGAGGUUGAUGAGUGCAGAUCCUCAAGCACCUUUACUCUCACACAGACCACACAGAGUAGUGAAGGGACAGAAGAUACCAGUACAAACCUAAAGAUUUCAAGCAUAAAAAACCUUCUUACUGAAACUGAGGUACAAAGUUACAGUGACUUUAAAAGACUCCUCAGGCACUGUGACGUUUGUUCUCUGGGACAAAGAGUGCAAGGAUAUGAUGGGUAUGCCUGCUUCAAAAAUGAGAGAGAUUAUGAUCAAGUUGUUAAAGAUGAGAUGGAUGGAUGGAAUGGUUUUGAAUUUUCAGAUCUCAACAUAGAACAUAUUGGCUCAAAUAAAGAAGGCAGGAAAACAGGGGAUAAAGGCAAGGCAAAAGCUGUGGAUGACGGUUUGGAAGAUGAAGAAUUUGGUCAGUUCCUGAUGGAUCAGGGCUCAACAACCAAGGCAAAGAAGAAACCAAGAACUAGGAUGGUUUAAGAAGAUCUUAUCUCCUAGAAUGUUAUGUUUAAUAUUUUUAUGUUUGCAAAACUAUGUCCAUUAAAUAACGUGCACCAUU
Messenger RNA from Cuscuta campestris, 783 nucleotides. NCBI's taxonomy places the organism in Eukaryota, Viridiplantae, Streptophyta, Magnoliopsida, Solanales, Convolvulaceae. The record is from the annotation of a GenBank genome assembly.